UACUCACAAGCCUCUUUCUUAGCUUAUAAAUAUAUUAUAAACCCUUUCUCAGUUUUCAUAAUAUAUAUAAUUCUAAUCAGUACUUACAUCAAAUUAAUUACAAAAAAUGAAGGGUAAAUUGAUCAUCCUAUACUUCAUAUUACUCUUCUUGUUAGCCAUCCCUUCACUGCUGGCUGCAGCUCGGAUCAUGCCGAGUGACUCUUCCGAUGGUGGGUCUGGGACGUCUGGGUCAAGUGGGGCUAGUGGGUCAGGUCAUACCCAGAAUUGGGACUAUAGUUGGGGAUGGGGAUCUAGUCCUGAUGGGGGUUAUGGUUAUGGUUCGGGAUCUGGAAGGUCUCCUGGUGGGUCUGCUAAGGGUUACGGGUUUGGGUUUGGUACCGGUUCUGGUUCUGGUUCGGGCUCGGGUUCUGGGUAUGGGUACGGAACGGGAAGUGGUGGGGCUAGUGGUUAUGGAGCUGGAAGCGGCAGCGGAGGUGGUCGUUCGCCCGGAGACCACCAUGGCUAGAUAAUCUGGUCAUUGAUCUAUAUAUCUAUCUAUAUAGAAAGUAGACAUACAUAGAUGAUAAUAAAUAAAAUAGUUAUAAUAUGCAGGUUAAGUUAAUGUGAUGUGUGUCAGUCACGAGGGACUAUAUCGUUUGCUUUUUCUCAUGUAGUAUAUAUAAUAUACAAGUGUAUGGUGAUUAUGGUAAGUGCAAUAUAAGAGAAGAUUGUAUUAUAAUA
Messenger RNA from Impatiens glandulifera, 720 nucleotides. RefSeq names its product putative glycine-rich cell wall structural protein 1. The coding region runs from base 107 to 505 and encodes 132 amino acids. The transcript has a single exon. Lineage: Eukaryota; Viridiplantae; Streptophyta; Magnoliopsida; Ericales; Balsaminaceae. The record is from RefSeq and is a predicted model, not a curated record.